This is a messenger RNA of Grus americana (Whooping crane), 1351 nucleotides long. RefSeq names its product interleukin 5 receptor subunit alpha (gene IL5RA). Gene Ontology annotation, biological process: cytokine-mediated signaling pathway; immunoglobulin mediated immune response. Gene Ontology annotation, molecular function: cytokine receptor activity; protein binding. The record is from RefSeq and is a predicted model, not a curated record. The coding region runs from base 3 to 1334 and encodes 443 amino acids. Gene Ontology annotation, cellular component: membrane; external side of plasma membrane. The transcript is spliced from 11 exons. Lineage: Eukaryota; Metazoa; Chordata; Aves; Gruiformes; Gruidae.
UGAUGUUUUAUUUGAUGAAGGCUUUGACUGCAGAUGGGGAAGCACAACCUGUCUCUCCGUCUCCUCUGCCAGUGGAAUGCCCUUUGAUCAUGGCCAGCAUGAUGAGAGUUUUUCUGAUCCUCCUUUGGACAACGAACGUGGUUCAGCCAAACGUACCUCAUGCUGCAGGAGUUCAGGUUUUCCCACCUGUCAACUUCACCCUUACGGUCUCUGCAUUAGCACAAGUACUUUUACGCUGGAAACCAAACCCUAGUCAAGAACAAAAAAACCACACUAUUAGAUAUGACGUGAAAAUCCUAAGCCCUGUGCCUGAAGAGUACGAUACGAAGAAGACUCACAGUAUCCGAACAGCUGCACUUCACAACGGUUUCUCUGCACGUGUUCGGACGUUACUUCUCCAUAAUGACCUUCAGAUGAGAAGUGACUGGGUGAAGGAAAAACUCCCGCCUCCACCAGGUGCUCCAGAGACAUCUGUCACUAAUUUGUCCUGUGUGACUCGCAUCACCAUUUCUAGUACUGUUUCUCUCCAUUGCACUUGGCUGCCUGGCCAAGGAGCACCAGAAGAUACCAAAUACUUUCUAUUUUACAGGUAUGAGACGUACACUGAAGAAUGUCAAGAUUAUAUCAAAGACAAGUGGAACAGGAAUAUUGAGUGCAGAUUUUCAGUGACUCAUAUCGAUCCUGAAGAGGUUGACAAUCUCAUUGUAAUACACAUUAAUGGGUCUAGCAAGUAUGCUGCAAUCAAGCCUUUUCAGCAGUUAUUUAACCAAAAUGCCAUUGAGAAAGUGAAUGUUCCCAGAAACGUCACUGUAUUCUUAGAGCAAAAUGAUCUCCUGGCCACAUGGGAGAAGCCAAUUUCUCCUUUGCCUAAAGAAUGUUUUGAAUAUGAAUUUUACCUCUUCAACUUGAAGUCAGGUAACAAGCAGAUAUUGAAAAUAUCCUCAAACGACUUCAGAUUGCGAAUUGAUGUUACCAGCAGGUAUUCCAUCCAAAUAAGAGCUAAUCAUCACAUAUAUUGUACGAGAGGAUUUUGGAGUGACUGGAGUGAAAUUAUUUACGUUGGGCAAAACAAACUGGAGAAUCCCGUAGCCUGGAUUCUCGCUGUGCUUUGUGUGUUGACGUGCUGCACAUUCCUGCUUGUUGCUAUAAUAUGCAAAAUAAACCACGUAUGGAGUAAACUGUUCCCACCAAUUCCAACACCCAGCAACAAAUUCAGAGAUCCCUUCCCAAAUGACUAUGAGAGAGCACGUACCUGCACCAGUGAGACAGAGACCGAGUUCGGAAGCUUCACUGAAGAUCUCUACUACAGCACCCUUGAUGACUCAGUCUUCUGAGAGGCUGCGGGGCUGGC